Molecule: messenger RNA, 1494 nt
Organism: Trametes versicolor FP-101664 SS1
Lineage: Eukaryota; Fungi; Basidiomycota; Agaricomycetes; Polyporales; Polyporaceae
Product: amidohydrolase
Exons: 12
Coding region: 1-1494 (497 amino acids)
Molecular function (GO): dipeptidase activity
Source: RefSeq, a predicted model, not a curated record
AUGGUAAAGUUGUCGAUUUUUGCCUUGCAGGAUCCUCAGGCUGGGUGCUUUUCUGCCCUUUUCAAGCCCCGUCGCGACGCCCACAAACAUGACAUCGAGGAAGAAGCGGUUCCCACUGCCCGGCCAAGUAUCAAGCUUAUCAAGGCUCCCGGGUCUGAACUGCCACCUUAUGUCCAGUUCACGCACGGAUGGUAUGGCUCAAUUGAGGGCCAGAAACCUUCCGUAGCGUCGCAGCAGGACGAACCUCCAUCCUACGAACAGGACCUGUUCAUGCCCGAGGUCGUGUCGACCAUCGAACGCAAGGUGAAGGAGCUCUCCCCAGAGCUACGCAAGCUCAGCCUUGACAUAUGGAACAACCCGGAGAUCAUGUGGGAGGAGAAAUACGCUCACGACAGGUUGACAGCGUUCAUGUCCGCGCACGGCUUCUCUGUCACGCCCCAUUACCUGGGCGUCGACACUGCCUUUCGUGCCGUGUAUGCCCACCCGUCGACAGGCGGCAAAGCGCACAAGGGAGCGCGCGUGAUCGGUGUGAACUCGGAAAUGGACGCACUCCCUGGGAUCGGGCACGGGUGCGGCCACAACCUCAUAGCCAUCUCUGGUGUAGCGGUGUCUCUGGCCAUCAAGGCCGCGCUGGAAGAGCACGACAUCCCUGGGACGGUCGUCCUGCUCGGCACGCCAGCUGAGGAAGGCGGUGGAGGUAAGAUUACUCUUCUCGAGCGAGGCGGCUACGACGAUAUGGACGCUUGCAUCAUGAGUCACCCAAGUUCCGGCCCCGACAACUUCUCUGCGAUCUGGCCUGGCGUUGCGUGCCAGCCGAUCGAUGUCGAGUUCUUCGGACACGGCGCGCACGCUGCAAGCGCGCCAUGGGAGGCGCAGAACGCGCUCGACGCUGCAUUCGUGGCCUACGCCAGCAUCUCUGCAUUGCGCCAGCAGAUCAAGCCCGACCAUCGCGUGCACGGCAUCAUAGUCGGCCGCGACUGGGCGCCGAACGUGAUUCCCGAUUAUGCCAAGCUGCGGUAUAUCGUGCGCGCGCCGACCUGGGCCGAGCUGGAAGUCCUCCGCGGGCGCGUGCGGGACUGCUUUGAUGCUGCUGCGCUUGCCACUGCGUGCAAGAUCAAAGUCGAACUCGGAGUGGGGUACUUUGAGCUCCGCAACAACAGCGUACUCGGUCAAGAAUACGCGAGCGUCGUGGGCGAGAAGUACGGGAUAAACACCGUAAGCUCGAGCGACGGCGCGAAGUUUUCGACGGACUUUGGAAACGUCACAUUUGCGCUCCCUGCUCUUCAUCCAGCUUAUUCGAUCCCUACCGAGCCGAACGGCUCCAACCACACGCCUCAGUUCACAAAGUCAGCGGGCACCCCAGAAGCCCACGAUGCUACGUUGAAGGUCGCCGUGGGCUUAGCAGCCACAGGUAUAAGGGUCCUUGCGGAUGCGGAAUUCGCGCAGAAGGUCAAGGCGUCCUUCGAAGACUCACAGAAAGGCGCUACUAUGUGA